GAUGAGUCGUCACUGUGCAGCUUCACGAUAUCGCACUGAGAGGCGGUGAGCCAUGGGGGAGAACAGCCCCGAAGGCAACAUUAUCUACUACGAGGUGGAGGAAGACGAUUUAACCCAAGAUGACAAUAUGAUGAGGUUUGCUGAUAAAAACGGGCUGGUUUCUUCAUCGUCGGGGACGGUCUAUGACAGGACAACUGUUCUGAUAGAGCAGGACCACAGCGUGUUGGAAGAUGACGAGGAUGAAGGACAGUGUGGUGAUCCCUUGCCUUUUUUACCAGAGGGUCAUGAAGAAGGAUUUCAUUUAAUAGCAGAUCAUGAAGGAAUGUCCCAGGGUUAUGUGCAACACAUUAUUUCUCCAGAUCAGAUUCAUCUAACAAUAAAUCCUGGUUCAACUCCCAUGCCAAGAAAUAUCGAAGGAGCGACACUCACUUUGCAAUCUGAAUGCCCAGAAACGAAGCUUAAAGAGGUUAAGCGAUACCAGUGCACCUUUGAGGGCUGUCCACGCACCUACAGCACUGCUGGGAACCUGCGCACUCACCAGAAGACCCACCGUGGGGAGUACACUUUUGUCUGCAAUCAGGAGGGCUGUGGCAAGGCCUUCCUGACCUCCUACAGCCUCAAAAUCCACGUUCGAGUGCACACCAAGGAGAAGCCGUUCGAGUGUGACGUGCAGGGCUGUGAGAAGGCCUUCAACACGCUGUACAGGUUGAAAGCACACCAGAGGCUCCACACGGGGAAGACGUUUAACUGCGAGUCGGAGGGCUGCAGCAAGUACUUCACGACGCACAGCGACCUGCGGAAGCACAUCCGCACCCACACUGGGGAGAGGCCCUUCCGGUGUGAGCAUGACGGCUGUGGAAAGGCGUUUGCUGCAAGCCACCACCUUAAAACACAUGUUAGGACACAUACUGGGGAGAAACCCUUCUUCUGUCCCAGCAAUGGCUGUGAGAAGACCUUCAGUACACAGUAUAGUCUCAAGAGCCACAUGAAAGGUCAUGAGAAAGGACUUUCCUAUAAUGCACUUCCCAAUAGCAAUGUAUCUGAGGAUACAAGCCACUCACUUUGUCUGAGCGACUUAAGCCUCAUCUCAACAGAUUCAGAAUUGAGGGAGAACUCUAAUCCAACCCAUGGACAAGACCUUAGCACAAUCUCACCAGCAAGCAUCUUCGAGUCAAUGUUUCAGAGCCCAGAUCACACUGCGAAUCAGGACGACUCUCAGCAGACAGCUGCCUUGAUUGAGGGUUUUAACGGCGAGGCAGAGCGGCGGCUGCCGCCCCCGGCGGCGCCCGCCCCCCCCGCCGCAGGGGACUCGGCACCGCUCUCUCUUCCACUCGUGCUGCAGCUUGGCAUCUCGGAGCCUCCCCACUCAGCACUACAAGCCUCAGCAGCCCCUGCUGCUCCCUCCUCCGUAGGAACCAGCUCACAGCCAGCUGCGUUUGGAAAUCCUGCAACUGUUUUACAAUCCCCAGAAGUGCCUGUUCCUCACAGCACACAGUUUGCAGCCAGUCACCAAGACUUCCUGCAGCAUACUCAGACACCGCCGCAGCCCAUUGUCCAGGGAGUCUCCGUGGUCGCUGGGCCACCUGCCCCAGCAGCCUCCAGUGCCACCGAGCCCCUGCCAGCCCUAGUCCAGACUGUGCCUGUCGGUGCGAACUCUGUCCUGACCAGUAACCCCACAAUAACCAUUACUCCUUCCCAGAGCACCGCUAUUCUGCAGUCCAGCAUUGUCAUGGGGGAGCAGAACUUGCAAUGGAUCUUAAAUGGUGCCACUGGUUCUCCACAAAGCCAAGAACAAAUGCCACAAGUUCCAAAAGUUGUAGAAAAGGUAUUUUUUACCACUGCAUUACCAGUAGCUGGCAACACAGGAAACCCUGUUCAGCAGAUUGGUCUCAGUGUUCCUGUCAUCAUUAUAAAGCAGGAGGAGGCCUGCCAAUGUCAGUGUGCCUGCCGGGACUCUGCCAAGGACAAAGCCACUGUUAAGAAGGAAUGUUCCUCGCCUGAUUCUAAAGCUUUGGAGCAGCCAGCUCCCCAGCUGCAGCCUCAGACCUUCUCUUCCUCUUCCCCCUCUCCUUCCUGUGGGCAGAGCAGUCAGAUAGUUAACCCUUCCGACUCACAGACUGAAAAGUUAAGUGCCAUGGAUGUAUCCGACUUCCUGUCCCUCCAAAGCCCUGAAACCCCAUCUAAUAUGAUUCAAAUCGAAGCACUACUGCAGGGUGAGGAAGAUAUUGGUUUGAAUAGCAGCUUCUCAAAGUGAAGAUGUUCCAGAUUUUCCUUUGCACCUGGAGGGUAAAACCCUUCCCUUUAGAAGCAGAAACUGAAGGAUCGAUUUGUUUUCCUUCCUUUGUGGAAGUUUUGUGGCUUAUUUCUGCUUCACAGAUGUCAUCUUAGUCACAUCCCAGGUACAUCCAUCUUCAAGAAUCUAUCUAAAAAAAGAAAAGG
Merops nubicus (carmine bee-eater) is the source of this 2439-nucleotide messenger RNA. RefSeq names its product metal-regulatory transcription factor 1 (gene MTF1). Gene Ontology annotation, cellular component: nucleus. Gene Ontology annotation, biological process: positive regulation of transcription by RNA polymerase II; central nervous system development. The record is from RefSeq and is a predicted model, not a curated record. Gene Ontology annotation, molecular function: RNA polymerase II cis-regulatory region sequence-specific DNA binding; DNA-binding transcription activator activity, RNA polymerase II-specific. Lineage: Eukaryota; Metazoa; Chordata; Aves; Coraciiformes; Meropidae.